This is a messenger RNA of Pocillopora verrucosa, 2299 nucleotides long. RefSeq names its product cytokine receptor-like factor 3. NCBI's taxonomy places the organism in Eukaryota, Metazoa, Cnidaria, Anthozoa, Scleractinia, Pocilloporidae. The record is from RefSeq and is a predicted model, not a curated record. Gene Ontology annotation, molecular function: protein binding.
GUUUUGCUUUGAGGGAACUAAAGACACAGCAGGGAUCGAUCCUUCCCAGAGUAAUUUGUCAUCCACAGACUGUCUGCGGUACGAAAAUCAAUCUUCAGCUAGGGACAAGUAUGUUUGACACCCAGCUAUGAAAUAAAAUGGAGGAAGAAGAUGUAAUGAAUACAAGACUUGCAAUCAAGGAAUCAUUGAAGAAACUUGAUGAAUACACAACUUACCUGAGAUCAAGGCUGACAGAUAUCAAGUCCACCCGUGAAGGCGUGAAUGAUAGUAUUAGCAAAGCACGUACAGUGGUUAAUGAGAGAUUUGAAGAAAUCAAGAAGGAAAUAGCCCAUGUGUUAGAAGCUCGCCAAAGAGGAAUUUUAAGUACUAUUGCUGAGAUUGAAAGGAAGGAUCUUGACCCUCUGACCACUUUGGAAGAAAGAAUCAAUGGAGAUUUAGAUAAAACUUUACAGUGUAUUGAAAAAGGUAAUUCUGCUCUUGAUGAGGAUGAUGCCACUCUCCUAAGUGAAGGAAAGAACUUGAAUAAUGAGCUGCAAAUUUCAUCUAUAAGGUAUCCUGACACACCAUGUAUAUCACAAACUCUUUCUGUAAUGUUCAGUGAGAGUCACACCCAGUCAGUUCUAGAGGCUGUCAAUUCUCUGGGAGAAAUGUCCAUGACUGGCACACUUCAAGUAACUGAACUGUCCGAGCAGCCUGGAGCCAUCCUUGUGCAGUGGUAUGAUGAGACAUUUUCAGACAGUGAAUCAAUCACAGAUUACAGUGGAGUUCAAGAAUACAUGCUACAGUGUUGUCGCACUGACAACAAAGGAAACAGCAACUCAGUGUUCAGUACAGUAUACUGUGGUGAAGAAUCAUCACAUUUAGUCACAGAUCUUGAGCCACAUGUGUCAUACACUUUCCGUGUCUGUGGAAGGUUUGGAAAUGAGGGGAAAUGGGGAUCAUGGAGUAUUCCUAGGAAUGGAAUCACAACACUUGACCAACAUGAAUGGUCUGCUGCAGAUUGCCUCAAUCAGAAUAAACUUGCUGUCUAUCAGCUGAGUAACAGACGGAAAACCGCAACUAAAGUGUUCCCUGACUGCUCCAAGGUUUUGCGAUCAAAGACAAUGAGUUACAGACUUGACACAGCAUUGGUUCUCAAGAUCGACGAGACUGGUGACUCCAGCAAUGGUGAUGGUAUUGGUCUAACAACUGGGUCAUUUGAUUUUAGCAAUGCUAGACAGGUUCUACAAUGCCCUGGUUCUGUUAGCAUCAAUUCUAAAGGUAUCGUAUAUGUCAAUGGAGUACCCAUGACAACAAGAUUGCCACCAUUCAAACGUGGCUCUGUAGUUGUAUUUGAAGCAAGUAGAGUCUCCAAAGAAAAGCUUCGAGUGUCAAUCACUAUGGAUGACAAGCUAGUGACAUUUGAUUGGCAGGUGGAUGACCCCUGUGAUGGAUUUUAUUUUGCAAUGGGUUUUCAACAUUCUGGUUGGCAAAUUUCAGUCUAAUGUUAAAUUUUUUUCCUUCAGAUAGCAUUUAAAGACCUAAUUAUAGGCUGAAAAUAUUUGAUUUUUAGAUAGAAAAGUCUAAAUUGAGUUUACCUGUUAAUUAUAAGCAUAAAAAUUAGAGCAAAAUUUAAUGGUAAGGUAGCUUUUUGCCAUGAUAAAUAAUUAGUGACCUCAAGCCUUGUACUUCUAAGUACGUGGGGAACAACAAGCAUCGUUUUGGAAGUUUUUCUUUAGUUGCCACACACUGAAUAGUAAUUGAAUAAUCAAAUGUGGUCACACAGUCAGAAGAAUAAUUUGUAAAAUGUCAGGUAAAGUCUGAAUGUAUAAGCUGAAAAGAUAUGACAAAGCUGUUGUCAGUACAUGCCCUAAUUUUUUCAGCAUCAAUUUUUUUGUUGUUGUUGUUUUUUCAUUUUUCAACUUGGCUAUCUUAACCUUUUCAGUGAAAUCUUAAUUUUUGCAAAGGAAUUUUUAUAACGUGUGUUUGAAUAUUUGUCACUAAGUUUGCCAGGUAUAAACGUUCUCUAUCCCCCCCAUUUUAAAAGCCAAAUUAUGUUGCAAGUUGUGGUAUCCAUUGUAGGCAAUUAUCCUGAAACUUAUGAGAAUCUUGAUUAAACUUAGGGUACAAGGAAACCUGCACUUCCCUUUCACAGCUUAUUUACUAAAUUGUUUGGUCAAUUGUUUCUUAAAUUUAAAAGAAACUCCUUCAAAACUUUUACAAUACUAUAGAACACAAAAUUUCUUUAUAAUAUAUUGAUGCAAUUUUUAAGAAAAAUGAUAUUAAUUAACUUUUAAUCUGCUCUGUUGAUGAACACUUU